GUUGUUCGUCAUUGCCUUCUUGAUACCUACGAGAAUCUUACACUUGCUCAUCUGACAACUUGUGAGGAUUGCUGUGAUCAGUAUUAUUUGGCUCCUUUAUCAAGACUUCACGAAGAUCGCCCACUCAGUUGCCCCGUAUUGCUUGAAUCUCUUUUGGUCCCCGUCUGUCAGCAAUCUUGGCGUUUACGCGGCACAAUCGCUCUUCUUCAUCGCUUCUGCCUUUCAGUGUUUCGAGCACGCCGAUUACUGCAAACUUAUUCGAGUCAAAAUUCUGGUGAGUCUUGGCCUAUUAGCCUUAGGGUACCAGCUCAUAACCAGGCUGUAGAGGACAUAAAUUCUCGGAACAAGGUCUAUGCUGCUGCUCUUUUAAGCCAGUUUAUACUUAAUGCAGUUCAAGCUCUUAAAUGGCAUAUAAUUUAA
Molecule: messenger RNA, 420 nt
Organism: Protopolystoma xenopodis
Lineage: Eukaryota; Metazoa; Platyhelminthes; Monogenea; Polystomatidea; Polystomatidae
Source: the annotation of a GenBank genome assembly